AUGGCCAAAUAUAUUUCAAAGGUUCGAAAUUUCCAGAACUCUUACAUUAAUUUUAAAAUCAAUAUAAAUUUGCAGACAUCGGAUGAAAAAUUGUCAUUAUCAUGUAUUCGAGCUGCUUUGAAUAUUGUCAACGAAGAGAAAAAGUCAUUGAAUAGUUUGCCAGCUUUGGAAGCUUUUGUUAAUGUUGCAUUGGAAUCAAAUGGAAAUCAACAGGAAAUAAUUGCGAUGUUUGAAGAUCAAAUGCUUAUUGCAAAUCAAAGUACACAAGUUGCACUUGUUAUUUCAAAUGGAAUUUGUAGUCGAUUUGAUAAAUUGCAAUAUGAUUGGGCUGCUUUCAUUGUGAAAUUGUGUAUUUUUGGACCAGUGCCUAAAAAGGAUACAAAAGUCAUCUCAUUUUGCUAUGAAAAGAUAUUUAGUUUGGAUACGAAUUCAUUGGAAAAUGAUAAAAUUGAAAGAUUGGAUCAAGUUGUUCAAAUUGCAAGAUUUCAAGCGAUUGAAAUGUCGAUAAAAUUGGCUGAAAAAGAUGAGAAAUGGGCGAUAAAAUUGGCUGAAAAUGUGAUAAUUAUGUCGAAAUUAAUGGAUCAAAGUUCAAGUCGAUCAUUUGGAUUAUCAUUGGCACAUCGACAAAAAACACGAGCUGUUGAAUUAGUUUUGCUUGUUACACAAUUCAUCAAAGAUCAAAGUUUUAUAUCGGAAUUAUUCGAUUAUUUGGUUUCAUGUAUUAUUGAUCCGUGCCAACAAUUUUCGAUUAAACUUAUUGUUGAAUGGACAAUUGUCAAUAUUGCAAUCGCAUUUGAAACAGAGUUUUUUGAAAAAUUGGUUUCGCCAGAAUUCGAAAAAUAUUUAGCGGAGAGUCGAAUUGGAAGUAUUUCAUCAUGGAUCAAUAUUCUAACUUUGAUCUCAAGGACAAAUCCAAAACUUCAAGCUCGAUGUUUAGAAAAAGUUGUUUCGUGGACAAGUGCACAGAAUUUUCCAGUUAGAUGUACUGCGAUUGCUGCGUGUCGAUUGAUGUAUUUUUCGAUGAAAGAUCAAGAGAAAUAUGGAAUUAUACGAAGUAUUGUUGAAUUUUCAGCAGAACCUUCUGGAAAUUCAAAACGGGUUAUUGAAAAUCUUUGUGCCGAUUUUUAUUUCGCCAAACUUCAUACAAUUAAUCACUUUGAUCUUCAGGUAAUUUUGGGUGAAUUUUAACACUGUUAAAAAUUUGAUGAGUUCUUCUUGUAUAUUUUUAACAGUGUUAAAAUUAAACGGAAUAUUUUUUAUUGAUAAAAACUCACAAAAAUAUUCAAAUUUCAGACAAUUCUUGUAAUAAUUGCGGAGAAAACUGGAAUGCCACCAGAAGAAACAAUUCCAGUUGAAAUAAUCAAAUUAUAUAAUAACACAAAUAUAUUGUCUGAAAAUACGGAUGGAAAGUUUUUAUCAGCACCUUCGGAUGUUUAUUCAGCUCUUAUGAAAAAUGCAACAUCGGCUCCUUCAAUGAAAGCAGAAAAUGAAAACGAGGAAAAUGAUCGAGGAGAAUUUGAAUUGGUUCAACAAGAAAAUACAGAAGAACCCGCCUCAUUUCAACGAAAAAUUGUGAAAGAAAAAGAGGAAAAAGAUCCCGAAAAGAGUUUGAUUGUUGUUGCAACUCUUGUCGAUAAACCUACAAAUCUUGGUGGAAUUUGUCGAACUUGCGAGAUUUUUGGAGUCGAUUCACUAGUCAUUUCCGAUGUGCUUUUAGCUGGAGACAGUAAUUUCCGAGCAUUGAGUAUGAGUUCCGAAAAUUGGCAGAAAAUCGAGGCUGUCAAACCGCAAAACUUGUUGGAAUAUCUUCAAAAAUUACGAACUGAUGGAUAUACUGUAAUUGCGGUGGAGCAGACAACUGAUAGUGUUAUGAUGCAUGAUUUUGUAUUUCCGAAAAAAGUGAGUCAUUUUCUUUUUGUUUCUUUUGGUUUUGCGUGGGUUUUUACUUAUCAGUAUAUAAUUUCUUGCAGUCUGUUAUCGUGAUGGGAGAUGAAAAAGAAGGAGUUCCAGUGCAUUUAUUGAGAGCUGUUGAUAAAACUGUCGAGAUAAAACAGGUAAUUUUUUGA
Caenorhabditis angaria is the source of this 2066-nucleotide messenger RNA. The record is from the annotation of a GenBank genome assembly. NCBI's taxonomy places the organism in Eukaryota, Metazoa, Nematoda, Chromadorea, Rhabditida, Rhabditidae.